Molecule: messenger RNA, 2505 nt
Organism: Nomascus leucogenys (northern white-cheeked gibbon)
Lineage: Eukaryota; Metazoa; Chordata; Mammalia; Primates; Hylobatidae
Source: RefSeq, a predicted model, not a curated record
UUAAGCUUGGAUGAAAUGAGAGCUUUGACAGUUCAGAGAGUGAAGUUUGCCAUGGGUCUACCUCUGUUAAAACGUGCAGUUCAGGAUCUGGCAGAGAAAACAAAGAAUUUUGUCAGCCGAAGCCUUGUCAUAGGAGAAGUCCUCUCCAUGGCGGACAUGGCCACAGGAGUGAAGUGCGGAAUAAUUUAUUGGCUAUUUGGUGGUGCUAUCAGGAAUCUCAGAAGCCCUGAACAUGUUACUAAGUGGUUUCAGCCACUCCAGGAGCAGAAAUACACUGGGAUGUUUGCAAUGACCGAGAGGGGCCAUGGGAGCAACGUGAGAGGGAUCCAGACCGAAGCCACCUUUGACCUCUCUGCCCAGGAGUUUGUAAUUGACACGCCGUGUGAAAAUGCCGAGAAGAUGUAUAUUGGAAACACCAUGUAUGGGAAUUAUGCAGCUGUCUUUGCCCAGCUCAUCAUAGAUGGAAGAUCUCAAGGGCCCUACUGUUUCAUUGUUCCUGUCCGGGAUGAAAACGGAAGCUUGUACCCAGGAGUGACAGCUAUUGAUAUGAUGUACAAGGAGGAUGAUCUGCAUGGUGUGGACAAUGGGAUAUUAAUAUUUGACAAGGUUCGGAUACCCAGGGAGAACCUGCUGGAUAAGUUUGGUUCCGUGGCUCCAGACGGACAGUACCAUUUGCCUAUUAGGAACAAGAGUGCAAGAUUCAAUGCCAUGCUGGCAGCACUGACCCCUUCGAGAUUAGCUGUGGCUUUCCAAGCUAUGGGUGCCAUGAAGCUUGGGUUGACGAUAGCCAUUCACUAUAGCCACAGCCGGAGGCAGUUUGGGCCUAAAACCAAGGAAGAGGUGAAGAUCAUUGAGCACCAAACGCAGACCCUGCGGCUGAUGCCCCACCUGGCCACAGCCUUGGCCCUGACCUUCGUCAGCAGGUAUGCUGGGGCCCUCCUGGACGAGGAUGUCUUCCAGGGAAAGGAGCUGGUCAACAGUCGCUCGCUGCAGGCUCUGGUGGCGGGGCUGAAGGCCUACAGCACCUGGGAGAACAUCCGCUGCCUGCAGGACUGCCGCGAGUGCACUGGAGGCAUGGUUGUGGGGUGGGAACUGCUAGCCCAAUACACCAAACAGUAUGAAGAAAAACCACUCUUUGGCCUGCUCCAAAACUGGGCUGAAUCUGUGAGGGACAAGCUGAGAACCAGUUUCCUGGCAUUUAACAUGGACACAGUCGAUGAUCUCGCCUUUCUGUUCAAAGCAGUGAAAUUUCAUGAAAGGGUUCUUCAGCAGGGUUUGGUGGCCAGAAUUUAUUAUAAGGUAAAGACCAAGAAGGAGGAUUUUCUCCAUGCCUGGAACUCGUGUCUGCACCACGUGGCUUCUCUGUCCCUGGCACACACUCACCGAGUUACCUUAGAGCAGUUCUCCCUGGCAGUGAAGAGCUGUCCUGACCAAGAGGACCAGACUUUGUUAAUGAAGUUUUGUCUGUUGUAUGGAACCAAGCUGGUGUUUCAGGAGCGGGCCUGGUAUUUAGAACAUAAAUACUUGACUCCCAUGGCCAGCAUGAGGAUCAGGAAUCAGUUGCUGGAUUUGUGCGACUCGGUGAAGGAUGAUGCCCUGAGGGUGAUCUCGACCUUUAACAUUCCACACACCUACCUACACGCACCAAUCGCCGGAAUCCACAACCCUCGGGCCGCGUGGGCUUUCUACCCUGCACUGCUGCAGCCGCUGCCACGGGAAAAGGCGCGCUCCCAGCGGCCCAAGCUGGGAGCCAAGCUGUAACGGGUGUGGCGGGAAGUGUGGUGGCCCGCCUGCAGCUGCCACGACGCUCGCUCCACUGACGCCCGGAGCUGUGGCCGAGGCCGGGGUCUGGCACCCGCUGGGCCGCCGCUCUCGGGGAUUUUGGUGGCAAAGCGGAGGUCCCGCCGAGGCUGGCGAGGUGCGCGGCUGGCUGCUAGGAAAGAGAUCCAGACGGUCGGUCGCCUGGUGCAGUGGAUCCCUGUGCCCUUUGCCUGAAACCCAGCCUGGCCUGACUGCAACCUCUCCCAACUUCAGUGCCCGAUCCCCUAGACAAUCAGGGUGGGCUCCCUGAUGCGAGCGCGCCCCCACAGCCGGGUGCCGCCAAAGGUCUCCUGCUGCUAGCGGUGACUCACAUUCCCAGUGAUUUAGAAAAACUGUGGUGCCGAGUGAAAGAAAAAAAAAAGCAAACACCCUUAGACAAAAGAAAAAAGCUCCACUCUUUCCGCGAGCGGGAAAAAAGGUUUGGUUCAGCAAGUGAUGCUUUUUCAGUGAAUCAGACGCUCUGGGGCUCUGCAAGGAAACGCACGGACUGGGAGGAGGAAGUGGGAGCCUAGAGUUUUGCUCUCGGCAAAACAAGAACUUGGCUUGUCCUCCCAGGCCAGCGGUUUCUGUACGGCAAGAAAAGUCGCGGAAAACAUUUUUACCAUCUGACGCUGUAAUCUGUCCUUUAGAAGAGAAUAGGUGAAAAGGUUAAUAAAGAAAUUAAGCGAUGUGGAAGUCGUUCCC